AUGGAUUCUGUAGAUGAUGACGUGUCUGCUCGGAUUCUCCUGCAAAAUGUAAUUCAUACGGAGUCCUCCAGGUCCCCAAUUACCCGCAGGUAAAUCAACACUGUCGAAAAGUGUCACCCACGGUACCUACUACUAUAUCAACUAAACUUGCUUUGGCUAGCGGUUGUCUACUGUGAUAUGUCAAUUUUAGUGGUAUAAGCCAUGUGUGUUCUGUCCUCUCUAGUGCCUCCCAGGCUCAGUUCCAGUCCCCGGGGUCCAGAGUCAGACGUAGUAUCAGACUAAGGAGGAGUGAUGUUGGGGCCCUUACCCCACAGGAGGCCCUCAAACAGAGCAUCAAAAAGAAGCUUCGUGAGGUCAGGUUAAGCCGGGUGUAUACUACGUGAUUUUGGCCCCAAUUUGAGCUGUUCCAGACACGUUUUUGAGAUCGGAGACUAAAUCCCCAUGUCCUUGCCUACUCUGGGCGCGCGGACAUUACCUAGGAUCGUUUUAUGUGAGCGGGUCAGAGACGCAAUAUGAGGGCUACCGAUCCUGUCUUUGAACAGUCCCAGACGUCCCGAUAUUUUCAAACAUGUUUGAUUUUAUCUGCACAAAAUCUGUGUGUAGUGUGACAUAUGCAACGACAAUAUUUGAGAACUGUGAUCAGCAAGAUGAUGACGUUGUAUCUCAUCACCCAGAAUGUGUACUCUCGAGCAGGAGCGAUGACUACUACUAGUAUGCGUUUGUACUUGCUAAAGUGUCAAUUUGUUACAGCUCUGACAAGCUCUUUACACACAAUGUUAUUCAAUUAAAAAUGUAUUGGCUAGAUAUUUCAACUCUGUAUGGCAAGUGUGAAUGUCUGACUGAAAAUGUUUGAGGCUGCUUUGAGCCACAGCUUGUUCUAGCUAUCUAAUCACAUCACAUCCUUGUCAAGACAGUGUGGUAUAGAGAAUCCUCACAUCCAAGUGAAGAAUCUUGUGGUGUGUGACCCCCCCCCCCCCCCUCGUCUGUUCCACAUCGUUUAGUUUGUGCACCACUAUGUUGGCAAGACAAACAACUACAGGAAAGACGGUAGUUUAAUGUGUGAGGCUCAGUGAUGUUAGGAUUUUAAAAGUAAUGUAGUGUCCGCCCGGCAUUACUUUGGAUGUCAGUCUUUCUGUCCGUUUGUCUGUGUAGGGCAGAGGGACUGUUUUAACCAAGGCUUGUGUUGUGUUGAGUUCAUCAGCAUUUUUGUAUUUUUUCUUACAGAGCACUUCCAGGUCUUCCCUGCCAGUGCCACCCAGUAAGAGGCGGACUAUAUCAGAGGGAGUCAGGAAGAUAAACACGCCUGCACCAGCCACAGCCUCACUUCUCUAUGACGAUGACAUCACACCUAGAUACCUACUCAGGGGGAUCCUGCAGACAGGUGAGUGUUGUCAUGUCACAGUGAGAGAGUGGGGUAAUAUGUAUGUUUAUUAUAUGCUCAUCACUCCUGAGUGGCGCAGUGGUCUAAGGCACUGCAUCGCAGUGCUAACUGUGCCACUAGAGAUCCUGGUUCGAAUCCAGGCUCUGUCGCAGUCGGCCGCGACCGGGAGACUCAUGGGCGGCGCACAAUUGGCCCAGCGUCGUCCAGGGUAGGGGAGGGAAUGGCCGGCAGGGAUGUAGCUCAGUUGAUAGAGCAUGGCGUUUGCAACGCCAGGGUUGUGGGUUUGAUUCCCACGGGGGGCCAGUAUAAAAAUAUAUAUAUAUGUAUUCACUAACUGUAAGUCGCUCUGGAUAAGAGCGUCUGCUAAAUGACUAAAAUGUAAAUGUAAAAUGUCAUCAUGGGCACAUUAUGGCCUGUUGUUCAGUGAUCUUUGUCUUGUUGCUUUUCUGUCACCUCUCUGAUUGGUCAGAGCCGGAGACAUCCCUGCUGGUUCAGGACUGGCCAGUCAGGAAGGAGCCAGAGCUGCCCUCCACAAACUCCGGUCUUCACAGCAACCGCCCAAGGUAUGCUGACAGAGAUGGACGAUAUCCUCAGAGGUGCACUCAGGACACACAGCCCUCUGCAUUAUUGGUGUGGUGAUGUGUUUGUGCGUUCACACCUUGUUUUUGUGUGUGUCUACUAGUACAGGGCUGUCUGAGUUGGAUCUCCCUGACAUGACCACCACAGUAAACCUGUCAAAUACAGUGAAGGGACUAAGCAGGAAGCGACCACGUCGGAGUCUCAACAUAACAGCAUUCAACAGGCAGCUUGAACAUGGUGAAGGUAAGGUCAAGGUCGGCACUGUACAGUUUGUGCGCAUGGUUAAGUUUGUGUGAUAUCUGUAACUGGAGCAUGUUCUGAACGUGUUAGAGAGGGCGUGAUUAAGCAUACUGGUUAACUGCUCUAUAUGAGAAGAUAUUUUCUGUUCGGCUCAUUUUGCCCCACUGACAAUCCCACUUUUCAUGGUUUCAGGUUUAAAUCAAAUACAAUUUUAUUUGUCACAUGCGGCAAAUACAACGGGUGUAGACUUUACUGUGAAAUGUUUGGUUACGAGCCCUUCCCAACGAUGCAGAGUUAAAAAAGAAUAAUGCAAAUAGUAACACAAGAGGAAUAAUAUACACAACAAUGGAAUAAAAUACACAACAAUGGAACUACAGUUGAAGUCUGAAGUUUACAUACACUUAGGUUGGAGUCAUUAAAACUUGCUUUUUCAACCACUCCACAAAUUGCUUGUUAACAAACUAUAGUUUUGGCAAGUUGGUUAGGACAUCUACUUUGUGCAUGACACAAGUAAUUUUUCCAACAAUUGUUUACAGACAGAUUAUUUCACUUAUAAUUCACUGUAUCACAAUUCCAGUUGGUCAGAAGUUUACAUACACUAAGUUGACUGUGCCUUUAAACAGCUUAGAAAAUUCCAGAAAAGGAUGCCAUGGCUUUAGAAGCUUCUGAUAGGCUAAUUGACAUCAUUUGAGUCAAUUGGAGGUGUACCUGUGGAUGUAUUUCAAGGCCUACCUUCAAACUCAGUGCCUCUUUGCUUGACAUCAUGGGAAAAUCAAAAGAAAUCAGCCAAGACCUCAGAUUUUUUUUUUUAGACCUCCACAAGUCUGGUCAUCCUUGGGAGCAAUUUCCAAACGCCUGAAGGUACCACGUUCAUCUGUACAAACAAUAGUACGCAAGUAUAAACACCAUGGGACCACGCAGCCGUCAUACCUCUCAGGAAGGAGGACGCGUUCUGUCUCCUAGAGAUGAACGUACUUGGUGCGAAAAAUGCAAAUCAAUCCCAGAACAACAGCAAAAGACCUUGUGAAGAUGCUGGAGGAAACAGGUACAAAAGUAUCUAUAUCCACAGUAAAACAAGUCCUAUAUCGACAUUACCUGAAAGGCCGCUCAGCAAGGAAGAAGCCACUGCUCCAAAACCGCCUUAAAAAAGCCAGACUACGGUUUGCAACUGCACAUGGGGACAAAGAUCGUACUUUUUGGAGAAAUGUCCUCUGGUCUGAUGAAACAAAAAUAGAACUGUUUGGCCAUAGUGACCAUUGUUAUGUAUGGAGGAAAAGGGGGGUAACUUGCAAGCCGAAGAACACCAUCCCAACCGUGAAGCACGGGGGUGGUUUGCUGCAGGAGGGACUGGUACACUUCACAAAAUAGAUGGCAUCAUGAGGAAGGAAAAUUAUGUGGAUAUAUUGAAGCAACAUCUCAAGACAUCAGUCAGGAAGUUAAAGCUUGGUCGCAAAUGGGUCUUCCAAAUGGACAAUGACCCCAAGCAUACUUCCAAAGUUGUGGCAAAAUGGCAUAAGGACAACAAAGUCAAGGUAUUGGAGUGGCCAUCACAAAGCCCUGACCUCAAUCCUAUAGAAAAUCUGUGGGCAGAACUGAAAAAGCGUGUGCGAGCAAGGAGGCCUACAAACCUGACUCAGUUACACAAGCUCUGUCAGGAGGAAUGGGCCAAAAUUCACCCAACUUAUUGUGGGAAGCUUGUGGAAGGCUACCCAAAACGUCUGACCCAAGUUAAACAAUUUAAAGGCAAUGCUACCAAAUACUAAUUGAGUGUAUGUAAACUUCUGACCCACUGGGAAUGUGAUGAAAUAAAUAAAAGCUGAAAUAAAUCACUCUCUACUCUUAUUCUGACAUUUCACAUUCUUAAAAUAGUAGUGAUCCUAACUGACCUAAGACAGGGAAUUUUUACUAGGAUUAAAUGUCAGGAAUUGUGAAAAACUGAGUUUAAAUGUAUUUGGCUAAGGUGUAUGUAAACUUCUCACUUCAACUGUAUAUACAGGGAGUACCAGUACCAGAUCAAUGUGCAGGGGUAUGAGGUAUUUUAGGUAUACUGUAUGUACAUGAAGGCAGGGUAAAGUGACUAGGCAUCAUAAUAGAUAAUAAUAAGAGUAAAAUAAAGAACAGAGUAGCAGCAGCAUAUGAUUGAUUGUGUGUGUGUGUGUAGUAUUGUGAGUGCAUAUAGUCACUGCAAGAAAGGAUCAAUGCAGAUAAUUAAUGGUUACACAGACUAUCUGCAUUGAUCCUUUCUUGCAGUGACUAUAUGCACUCACAAUACUACACACACACACACACACACAAUCAUAUGCUGCUGCUACUCUGUUCUUUAUUCUAAUGGCUAUUUAGCAGUAUUAUGGCUUGGGGGUAGAAGCUGUCUUGGAGCAUGUUGGUUAAGAGUCUGAUUAUGGAUGUAUUCGCUUUCUGAUAGAAUUUUAUGUUUGUGGAUUCCUUAUUUGCAGACAGAGAGGGUGAAGGUGGCAGUGCAACAGAAAAAUACCUCUCAUCCCAGUCUUCUGCCUCUCCAAGGUAAAGAGCUGCAAAUGGGAAACAUUUCUGCUCUCUCAUUGAAUUUCAGUAGUGAAUGUCAGAAAUGUAACUGAGGGUGUUUUCUCACACAUUUUGUAGCUCUAUCACCCUCUCUCUGAAAACACCCUUUGUGGACGUUCGGACUGAGAAAAGGGGAUUUCAAAGGAAGGUAGCAAAUCGUAAAAAAAUUAGCAUUGAUGAGUUUGACAAGGCCCUACAGAAUCGACAGGUGGCGAUGGGUGGAAACACUGGUAAGCCCCUUCCUCUGCAUCCUCUCAUCCUAUCCCAUUUAUUCCCCCUUAUAUCUCUGCUUGUCUUUUGUUCUGUGUAUUAUAUUGUUUGAUAUGUACUUAAAUUAUCUGGAACAAUAUGAGAUUGAGACUCUUAUUUAAGACCACAUUUUGUGUGAAUAGUAGAACUUAAACCUAGUUCUUCCACCUAUUUCUCUUCCCACGCCCACCUCUCUCUCCCUGUUUUUCAGAGCUGAGUGUUAGGGAGGAUCAGCAGGGUCUCAGUGAGACUGUUCGGUCCGAGGGGUUCACCUUGGGACUGAGUGACCUCACCGCCCCUGACAUCACCCAUGACAUAAUCACCAGCAACACGGCGCUCUACGCCCUGCCUGUUGACACAGCGACAACCUUCACUAUCGCCACGCAGGACAAAGACACCAUCACAGGAACACAGAUCCAGCGAGAAAUGGGAGGAAUGAAGGAUGAGGAGGAGAAUGAUAUGGAGGAGGUUGGGGAACAAAAGGAGUAUGAGAUGGAAGUAGACAACAAAGAUGGAGAGGAUUUGGCUGGAGAUGCUGGGCAGAGAGAGGAGUCCAAAUCACAGACAGAAGAAGUAGACGAGGUAGCUGACUCCCGGACAGAAGAAGUAGAAGGUAGCUGACUCCUUGACAGAAGAGGAAGCGGUAGCUGAAUCUCGGACAGAAGAAGAAGAGGUAGCUGAAUCUCAGACAGAAGAGGAGGAGAUGGCUGAAUCUCAGACAGAAGAGGAGGAGAUGGCUGAAUCUCAGACAGAAGAAGAGGUAGCUGAAUCUCGGACAGAAGAAGAAGAGGUAGCUGAAUCUCAGACAGAAGAAGAGGUAGCUGAAUCUCAGACAGAAGAGGAGGAGAUGGCUGAAUCUCAGACAGAAGAAGAGGUAGCUGAAUCUCAGACAGAAGAAGAAGAAGAAGAAGAAGAAGAAGAAGAAGAAGAAGAAGAAGAAGAAGAAGAGAUGGUUAAAUCUCAGACAGAAGAAGAGGUAGUUGAAUCUCAGACAGAAGAGGAGGAGAUGGCUGAAUCUCAGACAGAAGAUGUAGCUGAAUCUCAGACAGAAGAAGAAGAAGAAAUGAUUAAAUCUCAGACAGAAGAAGAGGUAGCUGCAUCUCAGACAGAAGAAGAGAUGGCUGAAUCUCAGGCCGAAGAAGAGGUAUCUGAAUCUCAGACAGAAGAAGAAGAAGAGAUGGCUGAACCUCAGACAGAAGAUGUAGCAGAUGAUGGGGAGCAGGUAUUUGAAGAAGGGCAGGAAAAAGGUUUGACAUCACAGAGUUUAGCACACGAUGCGAUGCACAUCAGUCGGAGAGCUUAUUGCUCAGAGGGUGGAGUCAAGGUUGCUGGAGUGAUGGAAGGAGGGAGGGGCUACAAGAGCAUGGGAGCAGAGCUCCAUCCUACAGAGACUGGUGAGUCAGGAUGGUGAUGAGAGCGUGAUGUGAUAAUGAAAUAUGUGACAUUGGCCGACGUGGACAGUAUUCCACUUGGCUCAAAUACUGCUUGUCAACAAGACUGUUCAGUCUUUUUGAAGUUUGAAAAAUAAUCUUAGUGGGUCUAUUCUAUUAUUUAAUAUAGUAUUUGUGAGACUGUUUUAUUGAUGUCUUUGUGUGUGUGUUUGUAGGGUGGGCAGGCAGAAGGUCAGAGGGGGACACUGCUGGUGAGUGGCACAGCGGGCCGGAGGUGGGAGCUAGUGAGAGCGCCAAUCCCCGCACAGUAACCCUUAGCAGUGCCCCUCCCUCCCCGUUGCCCCAGGAAGAUGAGCUGGAAGGUUUCAGUAGAACAGCCACCAGCCCUGGCAAUGAGGAGAUGGAGAACUCCAUGCCUCCCUUAGAGAUUACCUUUGAACCUGAGAACAAUGCCCCUCACAGCAGCACUUCAUCCCUGCACCCCAUCACUGCCCAGAGCCCAGCUGACCAUGAGGACUGGGAUGAUGUGGAAGAGGAGGAUGGUAUCCAGUGUGAAGGUUAGAUCCACAAUUGCGCACAAUUGGCCCAGCGUCGUCCAGGGUAGGGGAGGGAAUGGCCGGCAGGGAUGUAGCUCAGUUGGUAGAGCAUGGCGUUUGCAACGCCAGGGUUGUGGGUUCGAUUCCCAUGGGGGGCCAGUAUGAAAAAAAUAUAUAUAAAAAAUAAUGUAUGCACUCACUAACUGUAAGUCGCUCUGGAUAAGAGCGUCUGCUAAAUGACUUAAAUGUAAAUAUGCUGUGAUGACUAACCCUUUCUUUCCUACAGAGCUGUCUAUGAAGACACCUGCGUUUGUCAGAGAGAAGAGGAAUGCUCUGCCCAUUGACCCCCUGGCCACACCCACUGUUCUCAAAAACCUUCAACCAAGGCAAGUCACACACAAAGACAUGCAAUCAUUUUAGUAGUAGUACUGUGUGUUUAUACGUGUGCUAGCUUAUGCAAGCUUGUGACCUAAUCUGUUGUGUUUUGGGGCCUCAGUGUUUCAGCUGGUGCUGCAGCUGCGUUGAAGCCCAAAGCGGUGAGGGGAAAGCGGGCUGGAUCAGCCAAGAAGGACCCUGGUCUCCCUAAGAGCUACAUCAUGAGCGUGUUCAAACACUUCGCCAAGACCAAGGUGUCUACAGAUGUCUACCCUGUCCUAAAGGAGAUGUAAGAGACUAGACCCAUCUUAGGAAAAAGUGCUUAUGUUCAUUCACUUACACAUUAAGUGAUAUAUACAUUUAGUGAUGUAACUGUCUGUUUUCAGACAGGAAAACAUCAGAAUGCAACUGUUAUUUUAUAAUUGAUGUUAAAUUAAUUGACGUACGUAUUAGUGACAGAAUAGAGGACUUACUUAAAGAUAAUGUAUUGAUUGAUGAAUGCAUGUAUGUAUAAAAUGGAUUUGCCAGAAUGGAGCGCUACUUUGACCGACUAGCUGAUGACUUGGAGACGUUUGCUGCUCACGCCAAGAGGAAGACCAUUGAGGUGGAGGACGUAGAGCUGCUGAUGCGGAGGUUUGUGUAUAGCUCUGGUUUCAUCAGCUGUUUAAGUGUACAGUAUGUACUAUAAUCUCCUUGUCGUGUGUGUGCGCGUGCAUUCGUCUUUCUCUAACUCUGUUUUUCUCUCCAGACAGGGGUUUGUGACUGAUAGCAUGCCGGUGAAUGUGUUGAUAGAGAAAUAUCUCCCAAUGGAAUCCCGAAAGCUCCUCAUUCCUGUGGCAACAAGUGGUAACUACGUCAUUCCCAAACCGAGGAGAAAAUGAUUGGCCUAUAUUGAGAAUGAUCAGCCCAAAUCAUACUGUUGUGGGCUGAUGUUGUAUAUUUGAUUGAAUAUCUAUUAACAGCUGUUCAUUUAUUAUUUGUAGACGCUCAUUCAAACACAUCCAGGACAAGACCAUGUAACCUGGUGUAAAUGUGUUGUAUUUGUUUGAAUAUGGCAUUGUCUUUUGUUUGUCAAAUAUCACUGCAAUAAAAUUGAUUUGAUUUAA
Molecule: messenger RNA, 8398 nt
Organism: Coregonus sp. 'balchen'
Lineage: Eukaryota; Metazoa; Chordata; Actinopteri; Salmoniformes; Salmonidae
Source: the annotation of a GenBank genome assembly